Gigantopelta aegis is the source of this 1359-nucleotide messenger RNA. RefSeq names its product protein mono-ADP-ribosyltransferase PARP6-like. Lineage: Eukaryota; Metazoa; Mollusca; Gastropoda; Neomphalida; Peltospiridae. The transcript has 6 exons. Bases 1 to 573 code for a protein of 190 amino acids. Gene Ontology annotation, molecular function: kinase binding; NAD+ poly-ADP-ribosyltransferase activity; protein serine/threonine kinase activator activity. Gene Ontology annotation, biological process: endoplasmic reticulum unfolded protein response. The record is from RefSeq and is a predicted model, not a curated record. Gene Ontology annotation, cellular component: membrane; endoplasmic reticulum tubular network; nuclear envelope.
AUGUUGCCCCCACUGGCAUUGCCUCCAAACAUGGUGUUCACACCGCCGGAAAUAUUGAUGAUCUGUGAUUGUUUCGAAUUUAAAAGUGUUGUCGGAUUUCCUUCGAAGACGAACACACGGGAACCAAACUUGAGGAUUCACAAGAUUGGAUCUAACAUAGAAAACUGGCACUCCAUCAUUCGACAGGGAUUAGUGGUGGCGUCUGGCACAAAUAAGCAGGUUAAUGGAGCAGCUUAUGGAAAAGGAAUUUAUUUGAGUCCAUCCGUGAGUGUUUCAUCAGGAUAUUCAAGAAUCGGCUAUGGUGUAUACAAUCCAGACAUGUGGAAGUCAACCUCUAGGUUCUUGACGAGUGAUAGAAUCACCUGCAUAGCUCUUUGUGAAGUAAUAACAUCUCCAGAUCUGAAAAAGCAUGGUGACAUUUGGGUGUGUCCAAAAGACUGUCAUGUCUGCACAAGAUUCUUCUUUGUGUAUGAAGAUGGCCAGGUGGGUGAUAACGCUAUGCAUACUCAAGUUCAAAAGUACAAGGAGGAAAUUUCUAAAGCAGUUGGCUACCAUAAGCACACUGUCAGGUGAAAAUGUAAAAUAUGUUGAAUUGGCUGUUAACUGUCUUUAACUGGGACAUUGAUCUUGCAUUCAAGUCUUUUAAAGUUGCAGAUCUUGCAGUUUAAAUCCAUGAAAAUGGACACCAAGUUUGGUUAAUUUAUAAAAAAAUGUAACACAUAUGAAUAAAGACUCUAGUUUCAACCCGUUUUAAUGGACACUACGGUUGGUUAAUUUACAUGUAUAAAAAAUGUAACACAUUUGAAUAAAGACCAUAAUGUAAACUUGCUGGCUGCCAGCGGAAUUUGGUAUUUAUUAAACAUAAUCAAACUACCAGAAAAUAUGCUAAACACAUUGACAUAAUGAUUUCAGACUUCAUUUGGUCUUAUAGAAAACAUUUUAUAUCAAGAGAGCAACUUCUUCAACUACCUAGAGAGCUAGGUGGGUUGGGAGUUGUAAAUGUUUGAUUAAAAAUUAACUCUCAAAGAAUUAAAUUCAUAACAUGGCCACUCAGGUUAGAGGGAUCAAUGGGCUUUGGAAAUCACUAGCCGAUUACUUCUUAGGCCAGUAUAAAAAUUUAAAUAUCGAAAGACACGCUUUAAAAUGUAAUAUUAUCAACAGAAAACAGAACUUCAGAUCAAUGCCUAACAUUUACAAGCAAAUGUUACUAUAGCUUGGACAGACCGGGACUUAAAGGGACUUACCCUAGUUUUUAAACACGAAGGCAUAUAUUUUACUAUUAGAACCAUUUUUGAUAACUGAAAUCAUACUUUACUUAGAUUUUAUUGUUUAGUUAUCCAUUUCCAUACAUUCAAAGAG